AUGACCCUCUGUAAGCGGGUCACCGAAGAAAAACGAGCAACCCAUUCUUUGUCGUUGACAUGUGACGUAGCAUCUAAAUUAGUUAGAGUUUUCGGACCCAUUUCUUUAACCUCCGGGAGUAGGGAUGAUAGAAUUGGUUCGAAAAAUAUAACCGGCCACUCGCAUUCUGGCAAUGUCAGGAAUGGCGGACCGUUCCAAUAUAAUUUGUUCGUUAUCGCUUCUGAUGGAAACAAACCGUGA
Messenger RNA from Macrosiphum euphorbiae (potato aphid), 240 nucleotides. NCBI's taxonomy places the organism in Eukaryota, Metazoa, Arthropoda, Insecta, Hemiptera, Aphididae. The record is from the annotation of a GenBank genome assembly.